UACAUUCUCUUAAGCACCUGACUAGUACAGUUUGUUAGUUUGUGCCAGUGAAUAGACGGAUAUGAACAUCAUGUUUGCGGUUAGUUCUGGACGCUACACUCGUGCAAAUUUUAUUUUGCCACUAUUAAUUAUCAUCCAACUUGGCUUACACACAGUUGAGGGAGUAUGGCCUUUACCACAGGCUUUCACCUCCUCAACGGAGCGAUACCCACUGAACCCACAGGCUUUCUACUUCGGCUAUGGAAAACAGUCGGCAGCACAGCAGGGCUGUUCUGUUCUGGAUACUGCAUUCAAGAGAUAUUUUUCUCUUAUUUUUCCAGACUAUUCAUCUGCAAACGGUGUCCUGCGAUUCAGUGUGGAUAAACCAUUUCUUGUGGAGGUCAGUGUAGAUCAGGAUGACUGCGAGAGUUACCCACAGGAGGACUCCUCUGAGAAAUACAACCUGAGUGUCUGUGAGGGGAAAGCAUCUCUGAAGGCAGAAACUGUGUGGGGUGCUGUAAGAGGUCUGGAAACCUUCAGUCAGAUGGUGUAUCAAGAUGAUUUUGGCUCAUAUUUUGUGAACAAGACUGAGAUUGAGGACUUCCCCCGGUUUCAGUUCAGAGGGAUUUUGUUGGACACUUCACGUCACUAUUUACCUGUGCAGGCCAUUUUAAAAACUCUGGAUGCAAUGGCCUACAGUAAGUUCAAUGUGUUUCAUUGGCACAUUGUUGAUGAUCCCUCAUUCCCUUACCAGAGCAGCACCUUUCCAGACCUCUCCAGUAAGGGGGCUUUCCAUCCUAUGACUCACAUAUACACACAGUCAGAUGUGAGAAGAGUGAUCUCAUAUGCCAGGCUGCAGGGAAUAAGGGUCCUUCCUGAGUUUGAUUCACCGGGCCAUACCAAAUCUUGGGGCAAAGGGCAGUCUGACCUGUUGACUCCCUGCUACAGAGGGAGCACUCCUUCAGGUACUUUUGGUCCUGUGAAUCCGGUGUUACCCUCCACCUACCAGUUCAUGGAAAAACUAUUUAAGGAAGUGUCAUCUGUGUUUCCUGAUUCCUAUAUCCACCUGGGAGGAGAUGAGGUUAACUUUUCCUGCUGGAAAUCCAACCCUGAUGUCCGCGCAUUCAUGCAGAAGAUGGGAUUUGGAGCAGACUUCACCAAACUCGAGGCAUUCUACAUAGAGAACAUUGUGAAUAUCACUUCAGCUCUCAACAAAACCUCUAUCGUGUGGCAGGAUGUUUUUGACUACCAUGAAAAAAUUCCUGAGGACACAGUGCUGCACAUCUGGAAGGGCCUACCAGAAGUUUAUCAGACAGAGCUCAGCAGGAUCACCAAAGCUGGCAAGAGGGUCCUGCUGGCUGCUCCGUGGUACAUUAACCACAUUUCCUAUGGCCAGGACUGGCGCAACUACUACACUGUGCAGCCACAGAAUUUUUCUGGUACUGAGGAACAGAAGAAGCUAGUGAUAGGGGGCGAGGUCUGCAUGUGGGGAGAAUAUGUUGACGCCACCAAUCUGAAUCCACGUCUUUGGCCGAGGGCAAGUGCAGCAGCAGAGAGACUGUGGAGUGAUGAGAAGCAGACCUCUAGCGUGGACAGCGCAUUUCCUCGUUUGCAGGACUUUCGCUGCAAGCUUGUGAGGCGUGGUAUCCAGGCAGAGCCUCUCUAUGUUGGACACUGCAAACAUGAGUACCAAGGUGUUUGAAGAUGCUGGAUGGACUAAAAUUACAAGAUUUUUCUGAGUGCUUGAACUGUUUAAGUUCAUAGUUGCCUUCAUAGUGGAUUGUGGAAAAAAACCUUUUGUGGGGCAUUUAAAGUUUUACUAAAUAUUUUGUUCUUUCAGUCUUCAUCAUGUACACACUCAAAUGCUGUCUUAGGGACCUAUCUCAUACCUGUAUAGUUUUUCAUUUUUGUAAUAGUUGAGUAGUUAGUAAAUCGGUCAGUUCUACAUCUUGAAUAUUGAGUACUACACUGUAAUGUCAUGUUGAUUAAAGACAAGAUGACAGCAAAAUAUUCAAUGUACAGUUUUAAAUUAAAUAUUAACAUUGGCAGUAUGCUGUAGCUUGUGGUCUUGCACUGAAAUGUAAUAAAAAUUAUGUUGGUGUGCA
Molecule: messenger RNA, 2084 nt
Organism: Lates calcarifer (barramundi perch)
Lineage: Eukaryota; Metazoa; Chordata; Actinopteri; Centropomidae
Gene: hexa
Product: hexosaminidase A (alpha polypeptide)
Exons: 14
Coding region: 62-1681 (539 amino acids)
Biological process (GO): glycosaminoglycan metabolic process; ganglioside catabolic process; carbohydrate metabolic process
Cellular component (GO): membrane
Molecular function (GO): beta-N-acetylhexosaminidase activity
Source: RefSeq, a predicted model, not a curated record